Molecule: messenger RNA, 1590 nt
Organism: Rhodamnia argentea
Lineage: Eukaryota; Viridiplantae; Streptophyta; Magnoliopsida; Myrtales; Myrtaceae
Product: probable serine/threonine-protein kinase PBL28
Exons: 7
Coding region: 159-1277 (372 amino acids)
Biological process (GO): protein phosphorylation
Molecular function (GO): protein kinase activity; ATP binding
Source: RefSeq, a predicted model, not a curated record
CUUAUCAUACUUGUGGGAUCUUGUUUUACGGCCAAGGUUGUGUUCCAUAUCUGGUAUACCCUGCUCCAAAACCAUUCUCUUUGGUGCUAUGUGAAUUGUGACUAGUCAUUUUGACUUCUCGCCACCAAGAAUUUGGUCCACCUCCUGUAGACAAAACUAUGCCAUUCGGUUUAGUUUCGGCUUGGAACAAGCGCAGACGAAGCAAGUCUGAAGAUUGCACCGACCCCUGGACUUAUAAGCCGGUUGAGUUGUGGCAGCUGGACGAUCAAGCUCUACGACCUGCAAAAAGACACCACGGAUCAUCAGUAUUUACUCUCAAGGAAAUGGAAGAGGCUUCUUCUUCUUUUAGCGAUGGAAACUUUCUUGGCAAAGGAGGCUUUGGACGAGUCUACAAGGGAACCUUGAGAUCAGGAGAGAUUGUUGCAAUCAAGAAGAUGGAGCUACCACACUUUAAAGAAGCCGAGGGCGAGCGCGAGUUCCGUGUGGAAGUCGAUAUAUUGAGCAGGCUUGACCACCCGAACCUGGUUUCCUUACUUGGCUAUUCUGCUGAUGGAAAGAACAGGUUCUUGGUAUAUGAAUAUAUGCGUAACGGAAACCUCCAAGACCACUUGAAUGGAAUCAGAGAAAAGAAGAUGGAGUGGCCUCUAAGGCUCAAAGUGGCACUCGGCGCUGCAAGGGGACUCGCUUAUCUCCAUUCAGGUUCUUCCAUCGGAAUUCCGAUUAUUCAUAGAGAUAUGAAAUCCACUAACAUUCUUCUAACAGCUGAUUUUGAAGCAAAGAUAUCCGAUUUCGGGCUCGCAAAAUUUAUGCCGGAGGGCCGCGAGACAUACGCCACAGCCAGGGUGCUUGGCACUUUUGGCUAUUUCGACCCUGAAUAUGCAUUGACAGGAAAACUCACCUUGCAAAGUGAUGUUUAUGCAUUCGGCGUGGUGCUUCUCGAGCUCUUGACAGGGCGCAGAGCCGUGGACUUAAACCAAGGACCGAAUGACCAAAAUCUGGUCCUACAGGUGAGGCACAUCUUGAAUGACCGGAAGAAGAUGCAGAACCUGAUAGAUCCCGAGAUGAACCGGACUUCAUACACAAUGGAGUCCAUGACCAUGUUCGCGAACCUGGCAUCACGCUGCGUCCGUCCUGACAGCAGGGAGAGACCGCCGAUGGCCGAAUGCAUCAAAGAGCUUCAGCUGAUACUGUCCACGAAUUCCAAAGGCAUGAACAUGGCUUUGCAUAAAUUUGGUUAUCAAUGGCUCAGACCUACUUCAGGAGGUUUUCUUCUCUAGAGACAGAAGACUAGUUAAGCCCAUUGAAGAAAUCCUUAAUCUCAACUAAGGAAUUAAUGAAUCUUCAGCAGAUAUGAGCUCAAUGAAGAGACUAGGAUUUCUGAAUGGCAGCAGAGACGAUCUACAGUUGAGGGGGAAUAGAGAGAGUGAGAUAAAUGACAACUAAGAAGAAAUUAAUCCACACUCGGUCCACAUUUGCAAAAAUUAAUCUCUUUUUUCAAGUGGUGCUCAAUUACAUCGAAACUUUCCUCUUCGGUUCUCUGUAUAAUUGGAGACUCGCGUGGGAUUACUGCGAAGAUCAUGCUUCUUCGAA